UACAGGUACAAGCUGAAAAUGCAAAACCAGCUAUGACCGAACUUUCCUAUCCUCAUCAAAAUAAAAUUUCCUGUUGUAAAAUGCGAGUCAAGGGCCAAGGCAGCUGGAAAAUACAAAAAACGACAUGGUACAGUCAAUAAAAAAAUACUAAUAAAUAACCUAAAUUUUCAUUUUUCAACCCCGUGCUCUUAUGGUCCCUUUCCUUAGCCCUUCUUGUUUCUAGAUCCCCAAUACCUCCAAUAUCAAAUAUAUAUUCUUGAAUCUGGGACUCAAUUGGAUCCCAGCCUGGGCGUUUGAAACUGAGUCUGAUAAGCCAUCAUGUUUCUGUUAGAUUGGUUUUACGGAGUUCUUGCAUCUCUUGGAUUAUGGCAAAAGGAGGCCAAGAUUCUCUUCUUGGGCCUUGAUAAUGCCGGCAAGACCACUCUCCUUCACAUGUUGAAAGAUGAGAGACUGGUACAGCACCAGCCGACCCAGCACCCAACAUCGGAGGAGUUGAGCAUAGGCAAAAUCAAGUUCAAGGCCUUCGAUUUGGGUGGCCAUCAGAUCGCUCGUCGUGUCUGGAAAGAUUACUAUGCUAAGGUGGAUGCAGUGGUUUACCUGGUGGAUGCAUAUGACAAGGAGAGGUUUGCAGAAUCGAAAAAGGAAUUGGACGCCCUUCUUUCGGAUGAGGCCCUUGCCAAUGUUCCUUUUCUCAUUCUUGGCAACAAGAUUGACAUUCCGUAUGCAGCUUCUGAGGAUGAGCUUCGUUAUCAUCUAGGACUUACCAAUUUCACAACUGGCAAGGGGAAGGUGAAUCUUACAGACUCCAAUGUUCGCCCCCUCGAAGUUUUCAUGUGCAGUAUUGUCCGCAAGAUGGGUUAUGGCGAUGGCUUCAAGUGGCUCUCGCAAUACAUCAAAUAGAAUGUGGGAAAACAUCUGGCCUUGUAUUCUUUUGGAGCUUGUCCUGUCAUUUUUGCAGUGUCUUACUACAAUUAGAUUGGAAAUGGAAUUCUUGUUUGUCUUCGAUAGAUUGGUUCGAGGAUUAACAUCAGUAGAAACAUUUGAUUGAUAACUGAAAGCCAUUGUGAAAUUGCUGUUAUUGAAGAACAAAGUUGUUGUGCAACUAUUUUGUGAUGGAUUAUAUCUAUUUUGUGGAUUAAUAAGGUGUGAUCGUGGUUGAACUCGCAA
Jatropha curcas is the source of this 1167-nucleotide messenger RNA. Its product is annotated as small COPII coat GTPase SAR1A. Gene Ontology annotation, molecular function: GTPase activity; GTP binding. Gene Ontology annotation, biological process: intracellular protein transport. The record is from RefSeq and is a predicted model, not a curated record. NCBI's taxonomy places the organism in Eukaryota, Viridiplantae, Streptophyta, Magnoliopsida, Malpighiales, Euphorbiaceae.